Molecule: messenger RNA, 6436 nt
Organism: Dama dama (fallow deer)
Lineage: Eukaryota; Metazoa; Chordata; Mammalia; Artiodactyla; Cervidae
Product: zinc finger protein 665-like
Exons: 5
Coding region: 310-3033 (907 amino acids)
Biological process (GO): regulation of DNA-templated transcription
Cellular component (GO): nucleus
Source: RefSeq, a predicted model, not a curated record
CCUGGGGGAGGGGAGGGCGCUCUGCUCUGAGUGGGGCAGGACCAGGGCCUGCUGUGUGACCUGAGGGGCAUCAUGGAGUCAGCAGAGGUGCCCCUGCUGCUGUGUAUAUGAGGCCUCACCAGGAGUGGAGUGUGAUCCGAGGGAAAGUGUGGGAAGGUCCCAUGUUGGACUCUGCGCCAGAAUUGACUGUCCUGAGUCCCUCCUGAGACAGUGGGCACAGAGGACUGUCUGUUCCGCACGUUGAGGGCUUCCCUAUGUGUGUGGUUGAGUCUCAGGAAGGGGGUGUGUUGGCUCUAAGCAUUAAACAGCAUGUUUUCCACUUUCAAGACUGACUUCCAAAGUCUCAUAAUGCCUGAGGAAAAAACCCAGACGAGGAGGAAGAGGAAAGAACAGGUAAUGGCUCUUUCUCAGGGACGGUUGACGUUCAGAGAUGUGGCCAUUGAAUUCACUCCCGAGGAGUGGGAAUGCUUGGAUCCUGCUCAGAGGGCCUUGUACAGAGAAGUGAUGGUGGAGACCCUCAGAAACCUGCUGUCUGUGGAUACCUCUCCUAAACGUGUGAUGAAGGGAUCAGCACCAAAACAGAGCAGUCACACAGGAGGGAUCCUGCAGACAGUGUUGUCAGAAAGACACAAAAGCCAUGACACCAAGGACCACGGCUGCCGGGAAAUCCAGAAAAACGUGUUCUCGCGGGAAAGUGAUAAAAGUAAUCAGAAGGGAGUACCUGCCACCCAUCCAAAAAAUCUCAUUUGUCGAAGAGACGAAGGAAACAAGCCAGUUGAAAGGCUGGCACUCAGCUUUCCGUCAUAUCUGACUGGACUGCCCAUCUUCCCAGCCGAAGGGCAGUUUUAUGUGUAUCAUCAGGUUGAGAAGGCUGACAACACAGGAGCCUCCUUUUCAGUACUUCCAAGAAUUGUUCCUACUGUCCAAAUCAACGUUUCUAAUGGAUACGGGAUCAGUUUCUGGCAUUCUCCGUUACUCAUACAAGACCAGAAAGCACAUGUUCGGGAAGACCCUUACAGACACGACCCGGAUGACAAAGCAGUUCAUGACGGCUCCCAGCGCCCCAGCCGUCAGGCGACCCAUGGAGGGGUGAGGCCUCACACAUGUAACGUGUGUGGCAAAGCCUUUCAUCAGAGCUCACAUCUCACUCGACAUCAAAGAAUCCACACAAGAGGGAAGCAUCACAAGUGUGAAGAGUGUGGUAAGGGCUUCAGUUACAGUUCACACCUUGUACGCCACCGCAGAAUCCAUACCGGAGAGAGACCUUACCAGUGCAGCGAGUGCGACAAAGCCUUCAGUGUGCUUUCAAGUCUUAUUUAUCACCAGGUCGUCCACACUAGAGAGAAACCUUACAAAUGUAAUGAAUGCGACAAAGUCUUCAGUCAGAGUUCAAGCCUUACCAAUCAUCGCAGAAUCCAUACCGGAGAGAAACCUUACAAAUGUGAUCAAUGUGGCAAAGCCUUUAACCAGAGCUCGCAUCUCACCAGACAUCAGGUCAUGCACACCGGAGAGAAGCCUUACAAGUGUGAUGAGUGUGGCAAGGUCUUCACUCAGAACUCUAGCCUUGUAAGUCACCGGAGAAUUCACACUGGGGAGAAACCCUACCAGUGUAAUGAGUGUGGCAAAGCAUUUGGUGUGUAUUCGAGUCUGACUUAUCAUCAGGUAACCCACACUAGAGAGAAACCUUACAAAUGUAAUGAAUGUGGCAAGGUCUUCAGUCAGAGUUCAAGCCUUCCCAGUCAUCGCAGGAUUCAUACUGGAGAGAAACCGUACAAAUGUGAUCAGUGUGGCAAAUCCUUUAUUCACUGCUCAAACUUCAAUAGACAUAAGAAAAUCCAUACUGGAGAGAAACCUUACAAAUGUGACGAAUGUGGCAAGGUCUUCACUCAAAACUCAAGCCUCAUGAGACAUCUCAGAGUCCAUACAGGAGAGAGGCCAUACAAAUGUGAUACAUGUGGCAAGGACUUCAGUCAGAGUUCGAACCUUGCAACUCAUCGGAAAAUUCAUACUGGAGAGAAACCUUACAAGUGUAAUGAGUGUGGCAAGGUUUUUAAUAGAAAAUCAAACCUUGAAACUCAUCAGAGAAUUCAUACUGGAGAGAAACCAUACAAAUGUAAUGUGUGUGGCAAAGCCUUUAGGGUGUGUUCAAGCCUCAGGAGCCAUCAAGUAAUCCAUACUGGAGAGAAGCGUUACCAUUGUAGUAAAUGUAACAAGGCUUUUUCCCGUAAUUCCAAGCUUCUAAAACAUCAAAGAAUUCAUACUCGAGGGCAGCCCUACAAAUGUGAUGCAUGCGACAAAGCCUUUAUUUUGCGAUCAAGCCUAAUCAACCAUCAGGUAGUCCAUACCAGAGGGAAGUCUUACCCAUGUAAUGAAUGUGGCAAGACGUUCAUCAAACGUUCACACCUUAGGCUUCAUGAGAGAAUUCAUACUGGAGAGAAGCCAUACAAGUGUACUGAAUGUGGCAAGGGCUUCAGGCAAUGGUCUGAUAUCAGAAUUCACCAAAGAAUCCAUGCUGGAGAGAAACCUUUCAAAUGUAGCGAGUGUGGCAAAUCCUUUACUCGGAGUUCGCACCUCACUAGACAUCAAACCAUCCAUACUGGAGAGAAACCAUAUAAAUGUGAGGUCUGUGACAAGGUCUUCAGUCGGAAUUCACAUCUUGCAGGUCAUCAAAGAAUUCAUACCGGGGAAAAACCUUACAAAUGUAAUGAGUGUGGGAAAGCCUUUAGUGAUCGUUCAAGCCUAACUUACCAUCAGGUAAUUCAUACUGGAGAGAAGUCUUACAAAUGUAAUGAAUGUGGCAAAGCUUUUAUUAAGCCUUCAUAUCUUAGGCAUCAUGAGAGGAUUCAUACUGGAGAAAGGCCAUACAAGUGUACUGAAUGUGGCAAGGCUUUUAUCAAGCCUUCGCAUCUUAGGUAUCAUGAGAGGAUUCAUACUGGAGAAAAACCAUACAAGUAUACUGAAUGUGGCAAGGCCUUUCAGCAAUGGUCUGACAUCACUAUUCACCAAAGAAUUCAUGCUGGAGAUAAGUCAUAGAAACGUAGCAAGUGUAGUGUGGCAAAUCCUUUAGCCACUGAAGCCUCAGUAAACACCAGGUGACCCAUACUGGAAAGAGACUUUACAAUGAAUGUGGCAAGGCUUUUAGCAGGUGUUCACACCUUAGGCUUCAUGAGAGGAUUCAUACUGGAGAGAAAUCAUACCAAUGUAUUGAGUAUGGCAUAGCCUUUAGACAAUAAUCCUACCUCAGGAUUCACCAAAGAAUUCAUUCUGGAGAGAAACCUUACCAAUUCCAUGAGUGUGGGAAAACUUUUGCUCAGGGCUUACACCUCACUAAUCAUCAGAUAAUCCAUAAUCCAUACAGGCUUACAGAUGUACUGAGUUUUGCAAGGCUUUUAGCUAUUGCCUUAAACUCCAGGUUCACCAAGUAGUCCAUACAAAACAAAUGUAAUGAAUGUGGCAAAGUUUCAAAUUAUUGCUCACUUUUCAUUAAAUAAAGGGAUCUGUAUUCUGGAGUGAAAGCACACAAGUGUACUGUAUGGUAAGGAUUUUACCCAUAUAGCAAACGUUGGGGGAAGAUACAGGAUUGACACCUUCAAAAUGCAAUAAACAUGGUCAAGACUUUCCCUUGAAUUCAAAUAUUAUGCAACAACAGACUCUAUAUUGGAGAGAAAUCUCUAGACUUUAGAAUAUACAUCCUUGAGAGAAGCCACCAAAAAAUAAUGUGCAUGCUAGUUAACAGUUCAAGAUGGUGGAGUAGAAGGACAAGUGUUCAUCUUCUCCUGCAAGAGCACCAACACUGCAACUAGCUGUUGAACAACCAUCAACAGGAGAACAUUGGUCCAAAGACCAAGAAGCCACAAGGAGAUGGUAGGAGGGGCGGAAACACUAUAAAAUCAAAUCCCAUACUGGCUGGGUGGGCAACGUACAAACUGAAGAACAAUAAUACCAAAGAAGUUCUCCCACUGUAGGGAAAGUUCUGAGCCCCACCUUAGGCUUCCCAGCCUGGGGAUCUAACAAAGGAACUGGGAAUACCCAGGGAAUCUGACUUUGAAGGCCAGCGGGAUUUGAUUAUAGAACUUCCAUAGGACUGGGGGAAACAGAUUUCACUCUUGGAGGGCACAAACAAAAUCUUGGCAUGCACCAAGACCCAAGGGAAAGGAGCAGUGACCCCGUAGGAGACUGAACCAGACCUACCUGCUGGAGUUGGAGGACCUUCUCUGGAGCCAUGGGUCAAAAAUGGCUCACCAUGGGGGCAGGGUCACUGACAGCAGCAGUCUGGGAAGGUCCCCCUUGGUGUUAGUCCUCUUGGAGGUCGCCAUUAACCUGACCAUAAACCCCAGAGCUGGGCUGCCUCAGGCAGAACAACCAACAGGGAGGGAGCACAACCCCACCCAUCAGCAGAUAAUUGGAUUAAAGUUUUACUUGGUAAGGCCCUGCCCACCAGAGUGGACCCAGUUUUUCCCACUCAGUCCCUCCCAUCAAGAAUCUUACACAAACCUUUUAGCCUGAUCUACCAGAGGGCAUAUAGAAGAAACAAGAAGAACAACAAUUCCAUAGCAGCUAGAACAAAAGGCACAUUACUCUAAGUUAAUUAGGAUGAAAAAGAAGACAUAUCACAGAUGAAGGGACAAGAUAAAACCCCCAAAAAACAACUAAAUGAAGUGGAGAUAGACAACCUUCCAGAUUAUUCAUGAUUCAGAAUAAUCAUGAAGAUGAUCCAGGAUCUCAGAAAUAGAAGAUGCAAAAAAAUGUUUACCGAAGAACUAAAGAACAAACCAACAGAGUUGAACAAUACAGUAGAAAGAAUCAAUAGGAGAAUAACUGAGGCAGAAGAACGGAUAAAUUACCUGGAGUACAGAAUGGUGGAAAUCACUUCUGCAGAACAGAAUAUUGGGGGGGCGGGGAGGAAUGAAAAAAAAAAAAGCCUAAGAGACCUCUGGGACAGCAUUAAAUACAUUAAUAUUUGCAUGAUAGGGGAUCCCAGAAGAAGAGAGAGAGAAAAGGGACCAGAGAAAAUAUUUGAAGAGAUUAUAGCUGAAAACUUCCCUAACAUGGGAAAGGAUAUAGUCAACUAAGUCCAGGAAGUGCAGAGUCCCAGGCAAGAUAAAUCUAAGGAGGAACACACUGAGACACAUAAUAAUCAAACUGACAAAAAUUAAGACAAAGAUACAAUAUUAAAAGCAACAAGGGGAAAAUGACAACAUACAUGGGAACUCGCAUAAGGUUAAAAACUUGAUUUCUCAACAGAAAUUAUACAAGCCAGAAGGGAAUGGCACUAUAUAUUUAAAGUGAUGAAAGGGAAGAACCUAUAAACCAAGAAUACUCUAACCAGCAAGACUCAUUCAGAUUUGAUGGAGAAAGCAAAAGCUUUCCAGACAAGCAAAGGUUAAUAAGAGAAUUCAGCAUCACCAAACCACUUGUAUAACAAAUGUUAAAGGAACUUCUCUAGGCAGGAAACACAGGAGAAAAAAAAGACCUACACAAAAUAAACCCAAAACAAUUAGUAAAAUGGUAAUAGUACCAUACAUAUCAAUAAUUACCUUAAAUGUGAAUGGAUUAAAUGCACCAACCAAAAGACAUAGACUGGGCCAAUAAAAACGUGCAUGUAUGCACUUUGGCUUACCAUAUCACUCUACUUAAUCCCCCAAAUUGUAGGUAAUUAUUUUAUAUUGCUAGGUUAAUCAUGUUCCUAUUAUGGCUUGUGAUUAUAAUUAUCUUUGAAUUCUGGCUGGCUAUUGAUUGUGAAAACUGAUAAACAUCUUUUACUAUUGUGAUUAUGUAACUGUUAUUCACUUAAUACCAUUGUAUCAUGAUUGGUCAACAGAAAAUAAUAGAAUUCUAUGUCACCAAAAUUGCCUUUUAAUGGAAAAACCUGUAAUCAUUUUUUUUGUAAUCAUUUUUUAAAAUCCACAUGCAUACCAGAAUUAUCUUGGAAUUUUUUGAAAACUACAAAUGCCCAGGUAUUGCUUUUUUCUCCAAAGCUCCAGAUGUAUUUCUAAUAAACAGCCAUGUUUAAAAACAACUGGACUCUAUGGGGAAAAAAAGGUGCAACACUAGUGGUUUUACCCAAAGAUGAAAACUGUGGAGCAUCAGAGGAUUUAUAUUUGAGAGCACCCUUACAACUGUAAAGAAUGUUGUAAAGCUUCUUCAAAUGUCCAUGCCUUUGGCAUAAUGAGAGAAUUAAUAUGGGACAGAAAAUACACAGAUAUACUUAAUGUGGAAAUACCUGUAAGAAACAGUGUGUCCUCAGGACUCACCAAAUAAUUCAUAUUGGGUAGAAUCUUUAAGAAGUAUGUGGUAAAUUUCUUAACCAGUUCUCCCAAUGGACCACACUUCAGAGGAACUAUACUGGGAAUAACUAAGUCUUCAGUUUUUUGAGAUUAGUCUGAGAUACUGUAUACUGCAGAAUAAUUCAAAGUCAACAUAUGUUAAAACUCAU